CUAGACAUGCAGCGUCCUGCAUUAAGUGGGCAGGAUAGUGGUGUGGUGGAUGUCCACUUCACUCACCACCGGAGCAGGCCCCAGUCACAGGGACCGAGGAUCUCCCUUCCAGAGACUGAGAGGCAAUAUACAGGCCCAGCCCAAGAACCAGCACCGCUCCACAGCAUGGACCGCUGUUUCCCGGCUUUGUUCAG
Pelobates cultripes (western spadefoot toad) is the source of this 194-nucleotide messenger RNA. Lineage: Eukaryota; Metazoa; Chordata; Amphibia; Anura; Pelobatidae. The record is from the annotation of a GenBank genome assembly.